AUGCAAGGCAGAUUUGUCGCGGACGUCGUCUGCCAUCGAGCAAAGAAGGAAGGCAGAGCGUCAGGCGUAAUCUGCAUACUCUCGGCCGAAGGCCUGGGAUCACGCCUUGUGCCUUGUCUACGCUCGGUGGAGCGCAAGCAUUUUGCGCUGCACGAACGUCCACAACAGCAGGCGUGCAAGGACACAGCAGUUCAGUUGAAGCGCAAGAGAACCAACCAUCUCGCAAUGGAAGCAUUUGCCUUGCUUCCAACUUGGAAGUUGCAAGGUUGCAUGUACAAUUGGCAACUUGUUCUGUUUCAAGGUGAGUUGUCGCCUUGA
This is a messenger RNA of Phytophthora nicotianae INRA-310, 318 nucleotides long. RefSeq lists its product as hypothetical. The transcript is spliced from 2 exons. Lineage: Eukaryota; Oomycota; Peronosporomycetes; Peronosporales; Peronosporaceae. The coding region runs from base 1 to 318 and encodes 105 amino acids. The record is from RefSeq and is a predicted model, not a curated record.